Molecule: messenger RNA, 951 nt
Organism: Lindgomyces ingoldianus
Lineage: Eukaryota; Fungi; Ascomycota; Dothideomycetes; Pleosporales; Lindgomycetaceae
Exons: 8
Coding region: 1-951 (316 amino acids)
Source: RefSeq, a predicted model, not a curated record
AUGCUGCUGAAACACAGCCUUAUCAGCCACAUCGAACAUUGCGGGCUGGUUUCCAGGGUCUGCACAGCAGCAGGUUUUUGUGUGAUAGUGAUGGGGAUUUGGGAGAAGGCAUGGGAACGGAAUGAAUGGUAUGAUUUCAUAAAUCUCCGUGGUACCCGUAGAGGCUUACCUUCGUGUGAAUCAUUGCAAGGCGAACGAACCGAGAUCCUCAAUGAGGUCAAAGGUUACCAGUUUGAACAAUGCCAUUUUCUUUCACAAUCUCAUCUCAACCUUCUAAAUCGUAAGGCAGCACCAUUCCCACGCUUUUCAAUUAUCGUUCCAACUUCUGUCCUGCCAACAAUCUCAACUACCGUAUACUAUCACUUUUCGCAAUCCCAUUUCUUGGCAUCGUACUCUUCACUCUUGUUAGAAUGCGUAAUUUCUCUCUCAAAGCAUCCAGCAAGUACGCUCUGCAAGCAAGCCGAUCUAGAUACCCGCGAUAGUCUCGACUUUUUUGAACAAAGAAGAGAGGAGGCCGCGCUUUCCGGCGACCAUCGACUCCUUCAUAACUACAAAAUGAGAGCUAAAAUCUUCAGCCAGCCGUGCAUUUCCAAACCAUCCGUUUCGGUAACUGCUCUCCCCUCUCUGGACACGCCGUCUCAUGUAAGUGCAGAUUUCCAGCUCUGUAUCUCUUACCGUAAUUUAUCAACAACAUAUCUUUCACUUCAAGGAAGCGUAGAGUCCUGUAGCAUCCAGAUCGUAAAUAUAUUCCAUCCAAUAGCACACUACCCACCAUGUACGUAUUUUGUCCUCUUCUCGUAUAGUUCGCGGCAUGUUAAUGUGGAGCUAAACGUAGAAGUUUCUGGAGAUGUACGAAGCGUUUGGGACAAGGCUUCUAAUGGGGCGUACUACUGUCCGUACAAAGUGAACCGUACCGGUGACGUGUUCAGUACCAACGUACCCAGUUUAUGA